AUGCAAGAAACUAGCCCCCAGGUAGCUGAUUUAGAUGUAUCUGAUGCUAUAUCCCACGCUGCGCUAUCUGGAGGGAACAGUACAGCAUCAGAGUCUCAGGAGCCUUCGUCCUCAGCCCCAAACGACAGGCAAGUCAGCCUAGAUGGCAUGAAUUUGCGCGCCGUUCCUGCCGCAGCAGCUAGUAUACUACCUAGCAUCACAGAGCCCAGCAUUACAGAGCCUGGCAUCGUGGAGCCUGGCCUGUUCAAGAAAACGCCAGCUCCACUUGAGAUACCCUCAUCAGCAAAUCGAUUGCUUUCUGAACACGACGCCAGCAGUGACUCUCAGCGUUCUGGGUCAGAAGCCUACCAUUCGCCGAAGCGACGCAAACUUACAUCGAAUACAUCUGAAGAAAUUAUUUCAUCGAUUCGCAACGCUGCAGAGUCAACCUUGAGGGCACUGGACAUGCUGUCCCCAGUCCAAUCACAUGACCUGAUAGCAGAUGUCAGCGUCCAGUCUAUACAUGAUACCAUAGAGGUAGCCGUGGACGAAAUAGGCGAUGACUGGAGAGAUACUCUCUCAAGCACAUGUUCGGGCCCUGAUGAUAGCGAAAGCGAAGCCGAGCUUGGCAACUCACAGUCGCAGAAAAGUAUACAACGUCGCAGAUGGACAAAAGGAGAAGAGGAUCUUCUUAGACGACUCAAGCGCUCCCAGCAGAGCAACGGCACUCCAUCGGACUAUUAUAUCACAAAGAAAUUGAAGCGCACAGAGAACGGUGUCAAGCAACAUUGGGAUAUCAUGCAACAGAAGGACAAGGUCAAGCGCUAG
This is a messenger RNA of Fusarium proliferatum ET1, 807 nucleotides long. RefSeq lists its product as uncharacterized. NCBI's taxonomy places the organism in Eukaryota, Fungi, Ascomycota, Sordariomycetes, Hypocreales, Nectriaceae. The transcript has a single exon. The record is from RefSeq and is a predicted model, not a curated record. The coding region runs from base 1 to 807 and encodes 268 amino acids.